Molecule: messenger RNA, 3615 nt
Organism: Closterium sp. Yama58-4
Lineage: Eukaryota; Viridiplantae; Streptophyta; Zygnematophyceae; Desmidiales; Closteriaceae
Source: the annotation of a GenBank genome assembly
AUGGCGGAGCGCGGAGUCUCGCUGCCGGACCAGUUGGUUGGCUUCUCGAACUUCAAGCGCCAUAACCCCAAGACGGACCGCUUCGAGGUGCUAGAUUUCCACCACGUGGAGUUCUGGUGCGGCGACGCGACGAGCACGUCGGGCCGCUUCUCCUGGGGCCUCGGCAUGCCGCUCGUCGCGAAAUCCGACCUCACGACGGGUAACCAGACGUACUGCAGCUACGUUCUUAAAUCGAACGACCUCGUGUUUGUCUUCUCCGCGCCGUACGGCGACCACGUGGCGCAGGCCGCCGCCGCGGGGUCGACGCCGCCGCCGGCGGCGGCGCCGGCGCCGGCGACGAACGGCGCGCCGCUGCCGUGGUUCGAGCGGCAGCAGGCGUCGGAGUUCUUCGCGCGGCACGGGCUGGCGGUGCGCGCCGUGGGAGUGAAAGUGACGGACGCGCAGGCGGCGUAUGAGACGAGCGUGGCGCACGGCGCGACGGGCGUGGUGCCGCCGACGAAGCUGGUGGACAGCAAGGACGGCGGGUCCGUGACUGUAGCAGAAGUGGCUCUAUACGGCGACGUGGUCCUUCGAUACGUGACCCAGCACGCCUCCUACUCCGGCCCCUUCCUCCCCAACUACGCGCCCGCCUCCAACGCCGUCUCGUCCUACGGCCUCACCCGUCUCGACCACGCCGUGGGAAACGUUCCCAAGCUUCUCGACACCGUGCGACACAUUCUGAACUUCACGGGGUUUCAUGAAUUCGCGGAAUUUGUUGCGGCAGACGUGGGGACGCUGGAUAGCGGGCUGAAUUCCAUGGUGCUUGCGAAUAACGCGGAGAAUGUUUUGUUUCCGAUUAACGAGCCGACGUUCGGCACGCCGCGGAAAUCGCAGAUCCAGACGUACCUGGAGCACAACGAAGGGCCGGGAUUGCAGCAUCUCGCGCUCUCGUGCACGGAUAUCAUCGCGACGCUGCAGGAGAUGCGCGCGCGGACGGAGCUGGGGGGGUUUGACUUCAUGCCGCGGCCGUCGGCGAAUUAUUACAAGGAGCUGCCGAAGCGGAUUGGGCCGGAUAGCGGGUUAUCGGAGAAGCUUAUAAAGGAUUGCGAGACACUGGGAGUGCUGGUGGAUAGGGAUGAUCAAGGUGUGCUACUGCAGAUCUUCACACGACCUGUGGGGGAUAGGCCCACACUGUUCCUGGAGAUUAUUCAGCGUGUGGGGCGGCCCAAUCAUGGCGGCUUGGGUGGCUCUUGCGACGGAAACCGAGUCGUGAAGGACGGAUUUAACGAUUUCCGGAAGCGGAACGCUGGCCGCGUUCCGCGGGCGGCUUUUGCUGUCUGCAGUGCAGCACGCGCGGACGACGAUGAUAAUGACGCGGGGAGCUCCGCGGAACUCGCGUCCGCGGCGGAGCGGAAGGCGGGGAGGCGACUAGCGGGUUCCUUUGGCGCGGAAAUGCGACGGGAUGAGAUGGAGAGAGGAGAGUGGCGGAGAGAAGAGACUGGGAGAGGAGAGAGCGAGGGAGGAAGAACCGGUGAGAGGGACGGGGAGUUGGAGGAGGGGGAGACGGAAGGAGGGAUGGUGGAGCGGGAGAGGGAGACGAAGGACGGCGGCUGGCCAUGGAGGGAAGAGGAGCAAGCGGCGUGGCCCGUGCCGCGUGUAGUGGACUCAAAAGUCAUUCUUAAAGACUUCCUGAGUGUGCGCAGGGACGUUCUCGCCCUCCCCUCCGGCCGCUCCUCUCCCUACCUCACAGUGUUUGCACGCCCCCUCGCCGUUGCUGUGGUCGCCACGGCUGCUGACAACAAAGUGGUCGUGAAUCAAGAGUACCGGCAUGCAGUGGGGGCGUAUGUGCUGAGCCUGCCAGGGGGAGUGAUGGACGCAUGGGAGACGGCAGAGCAGGCGGCAGUGCGGGAGCUUGAGGAGGAGACAGGGUUUGUGGGGCGGGGAGCAGAGGUGAUAGGCUCAUGCCGCCCUCUCCCUGGUGUGUGGCAGCAGAAGGUGUUGUUUGUGCAUGUUCAGAUCAACGAUGGUGAGCGAAGAAGAGCAACGGCAAGGGAAGGCACAGAGACACUAAUGCACACAAGCCUUGUACCGCUUCACGACAUUGCCGCAAGCAUUAAAGCGGGAGUUGAGGUAGAUGGUGUGCUGCUUUCUGGCUUUCCGGAUGCUGGCGCUGCGAGUGCGAGUGGAGCCGGAAAUGCCGCCGCGAUUGGCGGCGGGACUGGCGGCGGCGCAGCUGUAGGGAGCUAUGCGCACGGCACGGGGAGGGCGCAUGGUGGGGGUUAUGGCGGAGGCGCGGGAGGGUACAGUACAGGGGGGACCGGGGGAGCAAGCGCGGGGGGAAGGGGAGGCGCUGGGGGGAGCAGCACCAGCCGCGCAUCCUCCCUUGACGCGCCUGGGGCUUCCGCUGUGCGCAUUCUAAGGGAUGACAGGGCGGGGGGAGGCGCGGGCGCAGGGGGAGGCGCGGGGGCAGGGGGAGGCGCGGGGGCAGCGGGGGCAGAUGCGGAAGGCGAGGGGAGGGGGGGCGCUCUCAGACAACACGGACUUCACAGUGCUGGCAGUGGUGGGUCCGCCCUCCCUCUCCCCCUUCCCCCUCAGCCUGUUUCCUUCAUGCUCUCUCACGCAACAUGGUCUCUCCCCCUUUCCCCCCCUUCCCUCCCCUCCCAUCAGGCCCUCUCAGACAACACGGACUUCACAGUGCUGGCAGUCGUGGGUCCGCCCUCCCUCGGCAAGUCAUCGCUUCUUAACGCCCUUGCUGCCGCUCACAUCCCCGCCAGUGCUGCCGCUGCUGGGCCUCUGGGAGGGGUGUUUGCGGUGGGCGGGGAGGAGCAGGUGUUGGCAGGGCGGCACUGCAGCAGUGGUGUGGAGGCGCAUGUGACCUCGGAUAGGCUGUUGCUCAUAGACACGCAGCCCAUCAACAGCGCCUCUAUCCUCCUGGACGUCGCUCGUGCGGACGGAACCGCCAGCAUUGACAUCAUCCCUCCUCUUCCUCCUCCUCCUGCCGCCGCUGCUGUUGCUGAUGGUGAUGCUGCUGCGGCUGCUUAUGCUGGGGAGGCUGGGGAUUCUACUCUGAUCAGUGCUGAGCUCGCACAUACCAUCAUGGGACUGCAGCUAGGGGUAUUCCUCUUCUCCGUGUGUCACCUGGUGAUCGUGGUGUGUGAUGGGAUAAACGAUCGCGCCACCUGGGAGUACAUCCAGACCGGGGAGAGCUGCAGUUGGGUGGGGGAUGAGGUGGUGUUGGGGAAGGAGGGCGAGGAGAGCUUCACUGCCGAUGCUCUCUUUGUCUUCGCCAGAGUGCCCCCUUCUGAAUUCACACCCGGUCAGCUCUCCUCCUCCCUCUCGCACCUCUCCUCCCUCCUCGCCCACACCACUCUCCUCACCCCGCCCUCGCGACUCAUCACCCCUCCUCUCCCUUUCACCUCGCCUCCUCUCACCCCUCCUCUUCUAUUCCCGCUCGGGUCUGAUCCUAAGCAUGCACAAGAAGCCAUUCCCAGAGCCAAUAACGGAGAGGGAGUGGGCGAUGAGAGCAGCAGCAGCAUGGGCCGCUGUGCGCGCAUCACCCCUCAUCGCACAAUUUGCUCACUUCCUCCAAGCGUCUUCGCUCUUCCAACAGCCAUAGGCUGUUGCAGGGCUCUUUAA